AGAAUCGGGGAUUUCCCUUGUAGUUAUAGGAAAAUACAAUAACAUGAUCAUGAUGGCGACGUGUUUGUGAUCGGUCGGGAUAUAUGUCCGGAUUACUACGGUUCGGGGAUGAUUCCCGGUCAGAUUUUCUGGAGGAUGAGGAUAACGAUGAUAUAGAAGUAAUACCCUCAGAUGACUCCAGUGACCUUGACAGCGAUGAUGAGUAUGAAUCCGAGUCCUUCAUCUCACAUCUUCGUCGACUACGUAGAAGGUCAAGUUAUGCAGAGGUAUUAUCGCGUGCGAACAGGCGGGAAAUGGCUGCAGUACCUAAGGAGACCAGCACAAACCUAUGUAAUGCUGUGCCGCUGUUGGACCUGGCAGCAUCAGCUACAGCCUUACAUCACAGCUUAGAAAGCCUGGAGAAAUGUGACCCUCCCCUGGAUCAGCUGCUGCUGAGGAAAAUAUCACGUUGGUCAUUCCCAUGUGACGAGAAUAAGGUGAAAUGCUGUGCGCGACUAUGCCUAAAGACAGAGGCUGAGUGGAGGAAGGCAGACAGAAAGUGUAUGGACGGUUAUAUCCGGGACAUGACACAAGUUGGGUUGAUGUUGUCAGCUGUUGUUGGAAAGCCAAAUUCCAACAACAUUUCAAAAGUAACGCUGAAGUUUGAAAAACAGACGAUCGUGUCUACAAAAUGUAGUCGUUGUCCGAAAAAACUGUGGUGUUGUCACAUAUUGUCAGUGGCCCUACAUCGUAUCAGGCAUGCAGAAACGGUACCUGUUCAUCCACCUAUGACGGAGAUUUUAUCAGACUUGUCACGUGACCAGUUACAGAAACUUCUACAGUGUGCGAUUGCUGAUGAACCAGAAAGCCUGCUUCCAGUGUUCAGUAACAUAGACAUGGUGCAAGACAGGAAGUCCAUCUUGUUCAACCAGAGUGGAGCCCCAGACCCCACUUUUGGCAUGGACGACGACAUAGACCGGACGUGGGAUUUAUCACUCGACAAACUCGAAGCAGAUAUGAAGGGUUUGAUUCAAAUCUAUGAGUAUCCAAGCAUGUGUGACUUUGUCAAAAAAGCUGCUUCACCAUUCCACCGCAAGUUUUUCCAGAGGGUUCCGGAGCUCAUCAAUAGCGGACAUACUGAACAGGCUGGGAAGGUGUUGAUAAUCAUCGCCAGGUGUUUGUUGGACGCUAUACCAAUGGAAGACGAUGGCAGCAUAUCGGAAGCCUUUACGGAUGUAGAGAGAAUGUUCAGCUGUUUUAUCUCAUCCUACGGGGGAAAAAUCAGGGAGGAUGUCAUUACAUUUGCCGUUGAAAUAAACAAAAAAUGCAAACUUAUGAGACAUUGGGUGGAAUUCAUACAGCCAUCUUCGUGGAGCCGAAUCAGUUCCAUUGGUCUGGACUCCUGUUUACAAGAGCUAAGACGGGGACAGGAGGCCCGGAAGGAAGUACUUGAGGUGUCAAGUCUAGCAGCAUUCUAUCAGCCAGUGUGUGCCAGCCUCAUUCCUGUGACAUCAAAAGCACUUAAUGACCUGCUUUCAGGACUUGAUCAACCACUAGCAUCGAAAUACGAUGAAGCACUACCGGUAAUGCUGCUGCGAUUCGACAAUCUGGUGUUGUACGGCAGUGACCAGUCAAUCGCUGCACAGUACAGACUAGGCGUAGUCAUACUGAAGAAGCUCCUCCUCAUGUCGUCACACCUUUCCAUACUUGGACAUAAGUCUCCUGCGUUUAAAGCAUUACAGCUCCAGAAAGAUGAUGACUUGGGACCUUCUGAAGCCAAAAAAGCAAGACUUGAAGCAGAGGACUCAGCACAGGUUACACUUGAAGCAGAGAACUCAGCACAGGUUACGUUACCAGAGAGGCAGAUGACAUACGCAAUGUUAUACAUAUGUUUCAUCCUGGUGAAGACAAAAUAUUUGAAAAAAAUGAAUCAGGAGGAACCAUCGUUGCAAGUUGUCAUAGACUCCAUGUUUCGUGCUAUAGAACUGGGUCGAUUUCGACCUCUGUCACCUGGUCACAACGAUGAAUCACUAGACUAUGAAGAGUUUUGCUGGUUACAUGAACUUGAGAAUGAACUGAAGCUAUCGUUCAUAUUUGAGUGUGGGCAGAGUCACCAGGUGGAACAGUGCUAUGUGAAUGCUCUGCUGGAGCAGGGAACAUGUUUUUAUGGCAACGACAUGCCUAUUGCAUUGCUUCACAUGUUGGUAAAGGCCCAAAGUGGCUCAGACAAUGAAGAUACUUUUGUUAAGAUCUGUUUGGAGGCAGUGUGUUUUUCCACAGCACCAUUCAAGGGAGAAAAUCCAGAAAUCUUUGCCGAGUUUCACGAAGAACAUUGGUCCGUCAUCCUUUGUACAGCUUACAAAGUGUUCUUCUGUGAAAACUCUCAUGUACAAGCUGAGAAGUUGAUAGAUCAUUUUUCCCACCUCCAAGAUGGCAUUUUUGCAAGGAUUGCAUACGACGCCUUUGAAGCUCAUGUGUUCACUGACCGAUGGGGCAAGGAUGAUCUGGAUGUAUCCUCAUAUCCCAUUCGAUUUGUUCUCUGCCUUGUGAAGCAAAGUUUAAAGCAGGAUUGGGAUUGCUUCAAGUCACAGAUGAAAAACAUUGCCGAUAUGCUGGGUAUGAUAGCCCUGCAAGAGCCUGGAAAGGUGACGUAUCAUUUGCUCGAACAAUGGUCUUCAGUUUCCACCUAUUUCAGUGAAGCAGAAUUGCAAAAAUUUCUGGAUAUUAUGCAAAAAUUUGUGGCAGAUGCACAAACCCCACCACCAGAUGCUCAUUUUCAGCUUGUGUUUGAUCACAUUGAACGAGCAGACAUUAGUCACAAACCAAACAGUUGUUAUGUCCUGCAAAUCCUAAACACAGAAACCCUCAGACAGAAAGCGUUGGAGAAGGUGAAGUGGAAUUACAAGUGCUUCACACCUAAAGCUUUGUUGUGGAUUGCUCAAUCAAGACAUGAAAUGGUAGGACCUCCAAGUCUUUCUGGUUCCAUGUUCUGUCGGAUUGUGUUUCAUCUGUUGCAACAGGCCUUUUACAAGAUCAGAGAACAGAUCAGGAUGAAAGACAUUUUGACGUUUGAGAAGGAUGAGUGUGUUGAGCCCGUGAAAUGGUUUUUUAAAGCAGCAGCAAAUCAAGGAAACGAAAAGUUGGCCAAAGGGAACCAGUUUGAUGUGUUCCUUCGAGAGUUGAGUGAAACAUUUGCUAAUGAGCCCAUGUUCAUUUUACAUUUCUUUGAAACCAUAUCAGUCUCAUCACCACUGCUGAUCAAAGCGACCAAGAAGUUAGGAUGCCGUCUGAUGAUACAGCUGCAAUCCACGUUCACCUCUGAUAUAGAGGCUGCAAACACUGUGUCCGAGUAUGACAUAAUCCUUGACAGAUUAUUGACUGCCCAGCAAUCGUGCCUUCAUAAUGGUAUAUGCAGCAGUUGGAAUAUGUUUUAUUUAAACGUGACAUUGCCAAUCCGACUGCAUCACUGCAGAAAGGAGGACUUCAUUGCUCAUAUGGAUAAGGACUUCGGCAGUCUUUUGCUGGCUUUCUAAGUUUGCUCUUACAGUUUCCUUUCUAUCAACAUAAAACUUUUCAAAAGAAUUCCAACUGAUCUUUAUCCAUCCAACAAUGAAGGAAACAAGUGAACAUGUCUCAGCCACAAAGUGAAAGUCAUAGGAUAAUUUUUGUCUUGCCGCCACGCAGUGGAAGCAAGACUAAUUAUCCGGCGACGGCUGCGGCGCCGUCAACAUUAAGUUUUUGCUUUAAAGUUAUUUUCACUGAAAGUAUAAGUGCUAGAGCAACCAAACAUGGACCAUA
Molecule: messenger RNA, 3777 nt
Organism: Mizuhopecten yessoensis (Yesso scallop)
Lineage: Eukaryota; Metazoa; Mollusca; Bivalvia; Pectinida; Pectinidae
Exons: 15
Coding region: 84-3512 (1142 amino acids)
Cellular component (GO): Cul2-RING ubiquitin ligase complex
Source: RefSeq, a predicted model, not a curated record